Syzygium oleosum is the source of this 1743-nucleotide messenger RNA. Its product is annotated as transcription initiation factor IIA large subunit-like. The coding region runs from base 252 to 1436 and encodes 394 amino acids. Gene Ontology annotation, cellular component: transcription factor TFIIA complex. The record is from RefSeq and is a predicted model, not a curated record. Lineage: Eukaryota; Viridiplantae; Streptophyta; Magnoliopsida; Myrtales; Myrtaceae. The transcript is spliced from 11 exons. Gene Ontology annotation, biological process: transcription by RNA polymerase II; transcription initiation at RNA polymerase II promoter.
CCUUCCCUCAUCUCUCUCAAGCAUUCUCGCCAGAAACGCACAGGCCUCCCUCCCUCCCUCUCCCCCUGCGAACCCUAGACCUCCUCCGACCUCCGUCCAUGCCCGUCACCUCCGAGCCGCUCCGCCGUUGAUUCUCGGAUCGGAUCGCCGCUCGUUCCGCUCGGUUGUCCCCCAGGAGGAAGAGGAAGAGAGGGAAGAAGAAGAGGGGCCAGCUCCUUUCCCCCGGGCGAAUCUCCAGCGGAUCGAGAGACAUGGCGGCCUCCUCGAUGACGAGCUCCGUGUACCUCCACGUCAUCGAAGACGUCAUCACCAAGGUCCGGGAGGAGUUCGUCAACAACGGCGGCCCCGGCGAGGAGGUCCUGAACGAGCUCCAAGGGAUUUGGGAGACGAAGAUGAUGCAAGCGGGUGCUGUUCUCGGUCCAGUGGACAGGUCGGCCGCCGCCGCGAAGCCUCCACUGGGCGGUGCAGCUGCUCCUGUUCAUGAUCUCAAUGUACCUUACGAGGGGACGGAAGAAUACGAAACUCCCACAGCUGACAUGCUCUUCCCUCCAACGCCUUUGCAAACUCCCAUUCCAACCCCGCUACCUGGGACUGUAGAUAGCUCGAUGUACAACAUUCCGACCGGAUCUUCUGAUUACCCCACUCCUUCAAAUGAUGGUGUCGGCAAUUCUGGCGGCAAUACUGAGAUAAAAACUGGGCGACCCAGCGCUUACAUGCAUUCUCCCUCACCUUGGAUGAAUCAAAGGCCCCCCUUGGGUGUCGAUGUUAAUGUUGCUUAUAUGGAGGCUAGAGAGGAUGGAGAUAGAGGAACUUCUCAUCAGCCCCAUACACAAGAUUUCUUCAUGUCCUCUGGAAAGAGAAAACGUGAGGAUGUUGUUCCGCACUAUCAGAAUGGUGGAUAUAUACCACAACAGGAUGGAGCUGGAGAUGCUGUAUUUGAGGAUUCACAGAUCACAGAGAAGACGACUAUUCUACCCACUGCAGACACCGCAAAUAGGCAGAUGCUGGCACAUGUGGGGAGGCCACUGUCAAAGAUACCUCAAGUAGAUGGGCAAACUCCUGAUCCAUAUGACGAGAUGCUUUCUACUCCCAAUAUAUACAAUUAUCAAGGAGUCAUGAAUGAAGAUUACAACAUUGCUAGUACACCGGCUCCAAAUGAAUUACAGGCGAGUACCCCUGCUAUUGGAGUUCAUAAUGAUGUUGGAGAUGAUGAAGAUGAAGAUGAGCCACCGUUGAAUGAAAAUGAUGAUGAUGAGGAUGAUUUAGAUGAUGUGGACAAGGGGGAGGAGCUAAAUACCCAGCACCUAGUCCUAGCUCAAUUUGACAAGGUGACACGGACGAAGAGCAGGUGGAAGUGCACGCUUAAGGAUGGCAUAAUGCAUAUAAACAAUAAGGAUAUCCUUUUCAACAAGGCAACGGGAGAGUUUGACUUCUGAUGAUGUUCGAGUAUUAUUAGUUCUGCUGCAUAGCAGGAAUUACUUGGAAGAGACAAUCGAGAUAUGUAAUUGGUGUUUCGUAUUUUUUCCCCUUCUAUCGAUUAAAUAUCGUUCGUAGGUGAGAGAGUGAGGGAAGUGAGGUCGAGGCCAUCAAGCCUCGGUUGGAUGGUUUGGCCUAUUGUACAUAAUGAAAGAGUUUUAUUCUAUUUUUUUCCCUUAUUGGCCUUUAAAUGGACGGUCAAAUUCACGACUCUUUUGGGAAUUUUUCCAUUUCCCUAAUGAAGUGCGAUACCAGCAUCUUAUGUAA